Haliotis rubra (blacklip abalone) is the source of this 632-nucleotide messenger RNA. RefSeq names its product barrier-to-autointegration factor-like. The transcript has 3 exons. Bases 176 to 448 code for a protein of 90 amino acids. NCBI's taxonomy places the organism in Eukaryota, Metazoa, Mollusca, Gastropoda, Lepetellida, Haliotidae. Gene Ontology annotation, molecular function: DNA binding. The record is from RefSeq and is a predicted model, not a curated record.
AGAGGUGGCGCGCUUACUAUAAAUUUACAAACCGGUUAUGUCCCUUUCUAUGUUAUCUUCUACCCGCAAGGUGCGAUAAUUAUACGUUGUUCAUACAGGUCCAAAACUUCGAAAGCGAAACUACUUCCCGCCAAUAACCCAAGCAAAAGUAAAAGUCAUCUGCUAACGAGUCAGGAUGUCGUCUACAUCUCAAAAACACCGGAACUUUGUGUCAGAGCCAAUGGGAGAAAAGCUUGUGACUGAACUAGCUGGAAUAGGACCGGUUCUUGGCGGAAGACUCAGUGAGGCAGGGUUUGAUAAGGCAUACGUUGUUCUUGGCCAGUUCCUGGUGUUGAAGAAAGAUGAUGAGUUGUUCCUAGAGUGGCUGAAGGAGACGUGUUCUGCUAAUUCCAAGCAAGCAGGGGACUGCUAUACAUGUCUGAAAACCUGGUGUGAUUCUUUCUUGUGAGGUGCCUGCCCUGUCAUAUCAUGCUUCUGUCCACAUGUACUCGUGCUUACACUUAAUUUGGGCUUCCUUGGUCCAAGUUGCACAGCACAAUCCUCUUUUGUUAGAACAUUUAUUUGCGUGGUGACAUGGUAUACAGCUGACAUCUGAUAGUGGGAACCUGAUACAGUUUUACAAAGCAAUAAAC